AUGAGGGACCAGAACCCCAAAGGGGGCGGGCAACAAGGGGGUGUGGUUUUCAACAUUAGUUCCAUGGGUGGUUUUAUCGGCCUCCCUGGUAGCGCGUUCUACCAUGCUAGCAAGUUUGCUAUGGAGGGAUGGACGGAAGCCAUUGCAAAGGAAUUGCCCACUGAGUGGAAUAUCCACCUAUGUAAUAUUGAACCCGGUGGCGUCAGAACAAACUACGCAACCACAUCCCUGAAAACUAUGACCAGGGGUAGACACCCGGCCUAUGCGGACCCAAAGUAUCCCACCAAUGCUUUACUGGGCUAUAUGAGCAAGGAGGAAAACCGUCGCUCAUGGGCAGAGCCAGACGCAAUUGCAACCGCUAUCUAUUUGCUUGUUAGCCGCGGGCAGCGGAUUCCUAUUCGCGUGCCCUUAGGAGCUGAUGCCUAUGGCAUGAUUACUAUGGAUCUCGAGGGAAUAAAAAGGAACUUGGAUGAGUUUAAAAAUAUCAGUCUCAGCGUGGGAGAGGCAAAGCAGCUGGAUUCCAUUAGCUUUCUACAGAAAGCCUAG
Messenger RNA from Aspergillus chevalieri, 546 nucleotides. RefSeq lists its product as uncharacterized. Bases 1 to 546 code for a protein of 181 amino acids. NCBI's taxonomy places the organism in Eukaryota, Fungi, Ascomycota, Eurotiomycetes, Eurotiales, Aspergillaceae. The record is from RefSeq and is a predicted model, not a curated record. The transcript is spliced from 2 exons.